GCACCGCCAUCUUGUUCAACUCGAGACCACCUGCCUUCCGGGCUGGGGCUUGUUAGUCACUCGGCGGGGCGGGGCCAGGCGAUGGCUACCAAGGAGACCAGCUGGCUUGCGCCACCUGCUUCUACCUCUGGACCUUGGCCCUGCGGGGCCCCAGGACAAGUGGCACGAGCUGCGGGGCCGUUCUCCGGGCGAAGCGGCCGCGCAGUCGCCCGACUUGGGGAAUGGACCCAGGCGGCUGUGGAGAAGCAGGGGCCAUACAUGGUGAUGCGCAUGCCUUCCAUUCAGGCCAAACUGCAGAAGCACCGGGACCUGGCCAAGUCGGUUCUGCGGAAAAAAGGCAUGCUGGCGGCCUCGCCGAACCGCCCCGACUCUUCAGGGAAAAGGUCAGUGAAGUUUAACAAGGGCUAUACUGCUCUUAGUCAGAGUCCUGAUGAAAACCUGGUGUCCUUCAACUCUGACAGUGAUGGGGAGCUGGAAUCCAGAUACUCUUCCGGGUAUUCCUCUGCAGAGGCAAGUCCAGAAUGCCUUCCUGUGCGGGGCCAUGCAUCAGGCAGUGUCACCACCACUGCCAAAUGCUUGUGUAGUGCCUGCUGUGUGCACAGCACUAUACCAGACUUCCGGUUGGUUCUCCAGUCUUGUACUCUGCCCUCUUCCCACAGCAGAGCAGGUAAACCAGGAUGUGAGCCGUCAGCUGCUCCAGGAUGGGUAUCACCUGGAUGAGAUUCCAGAUGAUGAGGACUUGGACCUCAUUCCCCCCAAGCCUAUGGCCUCCUCAACGUGCUCCUGCUCCUGGUGCUGUCUUGGGGACUCUUUCUCUUGUACCCUCCAGUAGACAUAACCCCUUAAAAUGGACCCUGCUUGCCAUGCCUGCAGGACCCUUUUCUGCUCUUCAUAGGUCACAAGAGUACAGUGGGAACUGCCGUCAGCCCCAGAAUCACUUGAGGUACAGACUUGGGAAGUCAGUGAGCUAUAGUUGCCCCUUACCUGGUGCUACUCAUGCCAGAGGCCCCCAUCUGGGUGAGAGGGUGUAUGUGGAAGACAGUUUUCCUCUGCUAUUGGAACAGAGUUUGGUGAAAACACAUUAACAAGGGCAGGAAUAUAGGAAUUCUGGCUCUUACAGUGAGGGAGAAAGUUGACGAAGAAAAACUCUUGAAGACAUCAUUGGUAUUUAUAGUCAUGCUCUUCAGAGGAAAAAAGAGCUUUUGUGUCCAGGUUGUGCAUGAUGGUGUUAUGUGGAGGCAGAAAAUAGCACUUUGUGGCUUGCAGCUGGAAAUCUUUGGGAAAAGUAAACUUAACUGUAUGGGACCAGUUAAAGAAAUUCCUUAAGCUCUC
This is a messenger RNA of Phyllostomus discolor (pale spear-nosed bat), 1332 nucleotides long. It is a transcript of the gene FAM219B, whose product is annotated as family with sequence similarity 219 member B. The record is from RefSeq and is a predicted model, not a curated record. The coding region runs from base 82 to 720 and encodes 212 amino acids. NCBI's taxonomy places the organism in Eukaryota, Metazoa, Chordata, Mammalia, Chiroptera, Phyllostomidae. The transcript has 5 exons.